AUGGAAGGACGCUCAAGCAAUGUUGACGGCCAUGUGUCUAUUCAAACGAAAUCGCCAUUGUAUGAGCCACUCUACGGGCGGAAAAUUCGCCUGCUCCGACUACUGCCGGGCAAUUAUCGCGACCCAUUACGCUGCAAGUUACAAACUGUUGAUUUGCAAUUCAAACCAGAAUAUGAGGCAUUGUCUUAUACUUGGGCUAACUCAAAUGGAGAUAGCUCCUUGUCACAGCAGAUAUACGUCGGGGCACGCCAAGAUAUCUUGCUCAUCACGGCCAACUGUGCCAACGCCCUGCGGCGGCUCCGGUUUGCGUCCUGGAGCAGGAACCUUUGGGUCGAUGCUAUCUGUAUUGAUCAGUGCAAUAUUCACGAGCGAUCCCACCAGGUUGGCAUUAUGCGAUACAUAUACGCAACUGCCGAGAGGGUCAUCAUCUACUUGGGUGAAGAUGCAGAAGAUCCUGAGAAACCUUCUGUUCCAUGGAAGUACGAAAAUCAUGGAAACACCCUAGAUCUAAGCACUGAUCUGAGGACACAACCUUACUUCACCAGAGUUUGGGUAAUUCAGGAGGUUGCCUCGGCCCGAUCAGCUUGGAUUCUACUCGGGUCGAAAGGUGCCAGAUGGGAAGACUUCCUCAAGCCUCCCAACACUGGCGAUCUAGUAUACAGGGUUAAGUGUAUAAGGAACUACGACCUUCUUAAGGCCCAUCAUCCCUGGCUUCAGCUCGUUGCUCAGCCUAAACACAGGGACCUGAGUGAGCUGUGGGGCCUCCUAUCCGCGACAGCUUUGUGCCAGGCCUCAGAUCCAAGAGACAAGGUCUUCGCUCUAUUAGGCCUCUUUAUCGGUUCUGGUGAUGCCGGAUUGGUUCCCGACUACUCUAUCAGCUUUUCUCAAGUUCUAUGUGGUCUUACAGCACUUAGUUUCGCGCAGUAUCCUGAUUCGUGGGGGCAAAUUUUCGCCAUGGCCAGACCGAAUCCUCUACAUGAUAUGCCUAGCUGGACAGUCGACUGGUCAAAAUCGACGGAAAUGUGGCUGCAAAUCAUGAAUUCCAAAGGGACCGGUUCUGUCUCUCCCGAGGACAAUUUUCUGGGCCCAGCCAAAGAUACGUUCGCAAGGUUCUUCAAGGAUGGCAGCCUUGUGGUAAAGGGGGUUCUUGUUACGAGUCUGAUAGAUUGCAGUCUCAAGACAAUGGACGCUCCUCCCGGGAUGAUUGGCGGAAUUUGCCAUGAGCCGGGCUUUCCAAUCAGAGAACGAGAGGCACGACUUGAAGCCUCGAGGUGGACUCGCAAAGACGACAAACUGUACGCUGUAGAUGGCCUAAGCUAUGAACUGCUUAUCCUUAGGCCAUUGAAAGGUACGAACAAGCAGUCGCUUGUCGGUAUCUGUGAGAACUUUUAUACCGAAUCUUCAGCUGAAUUAAUUAACCUCGUUGACCGAAAAACGGCCCUCCUGUUCUCGAUAUGGAACGAAGUUCUGGACCAUCGCACGGAGGAUUGGUUCAUUCCACAGGCCUGGGACGACGUGGCAAAGGUACUGGCCAUGAUACAGACAUACGGGUGGUUUGAAAUGGCAACACCGUCAACAAACCCUUGGGUUGAUCCUUUGGAAGAAGGUUAUGAGGAUCCGUCGAAGAGCCCAUGGAGAAGACAGCAGGGCUUUGACAAUAUGGCAACCUCGACUUCCCACACGCCGGAUAUUGCAGCUUGGAAAAGCCCUUUGUUGAGACUUCGGAAAGACGUGGAGGAGGAUCGACACCGACGAGCCCAAUUACGUGGAGGAUACACACAGCCAUACCUCGAAGAUAGCUGUACUUUGCAGAUGACUCCAAACGUCCCCGGGCUACAAGACCAACCCGGAGUCAAUCUCGCAAAUUUCUUGUUGCCGGCGUGCUGGCACUACGGGGAAUACGCGAAAUAUGGUGAACACUACGGAAGCUUGCGAGAAAUAAUGGGGAGGCCAAAACACCGUGGCUAUGAGCGUUCGUCUCCUUGGCAUCCUGAUUACAUGAAUAGUGGAUUGAUGGAAGGGUUCUGGCGCCGGCUGGGCAGAAUGUUGCAGUCCAAAGUGUCCUACCAUAAAUCGGGCUAUGAGUCUGCUACGGAUUUCCUCCGGCGACUGGUCGGCCAAAAGUUGACUCACAAGUCCAGAGACUUUGACUCGUUGCUGCGCUACUAUCAGGCGGGCAAGAACUGCGCCCCCAGGCUAACCCGCGACGAGAAGCUGGCAGAUGAAAUUUUGCUUCGAUGGAUCAGAAACUCAAUGGAACUUGAUCCUGAUGCUUCUUGGACGCCCGGGGAACAUUCCAGUACUGCCGGAAAUAGGUCAUGGGCUGAGGACUUUUACGAAAUGUGGGAGACGCUGUCUCGGCGGCCCAGGCAAGUCUCUCACAAACCACCUAGCCCAAUGGUCUUUGACGGAAACCCUGAAGAAGAAGGAGUCAUGACUGAGGAUUUUGAGGAGGCAAUCGAUGCUGGGAAGUGGAUACUGGAGAGAGGUUUUGAAGAAAGGGCGUGGGGUAUGCUGCGUGACUUGGCGGCCGAAACCGAAAAAUAUUUGCUUCCGCUUAGAGAGGAGUUCGUGAAGAACCGUGGUGUUGCGACGUGCGCGAACAAGACAAAUGAUAUGAAGUGGGAGGAUGUGUAUAUUGUCUAG
Colletotrichum siamense is the source of this 2646-nucleotide messenger RNA. Its product is annotated as Heterokaryon incompatibility protein 6, OR allele. NCBI's taxonomy places the organism in Eukaryota, Fungi, Ascomycota, Sordariomycetes, Glomerellales, Glomerellaceae. The transcript has a single exon. The record is from RefSeq and is a predicted model, not a curated record. The coding region runs from base 1 to 2646 and encodes 881 amino acids.